Molecule: messenger RNA, 522 nt
Organism: Eremomyces bilateralis CBS 781.70
Lineage: Eukaryota; Fungi; Ascomycota; Dothideomycetes; Eremomycetales; Eremomycetaceae
Product: glucosamine 6-phosphate N-acetyltransferas-like protein
Exons: 3
Coding region: 1-522 (173 amino acids)
Biological process (GO): UDP-N-acetylglucosamine biosynthetic process
Cellular component (GO): endoplasmic reticulum; endoplasmic reticulum-Golgi intermediate compartment; Golgi apparatus
Molecular function (GO): monosaccharide binding; glucosamine 6-phosphate N-acetyltransferase activity
Source: RefSeq, a predicted model, not a curated record
AUGUCUACUCAGCCAUUAUUCUCGUCGUCGUUAAUAUCACCGACUGUCCUCGCUUCCCUCCCCGAAGGCUACACCUGUCGGCCCCUACAGAGGGACGACUUCCACAAUGGCUUCCUGGAUGUCCUUCGAGUGCUGACGACGGUCGGAGAUAUCAGUGAAUCGGCCUUCAACGAGCGGUACGAUUGGCUUUCCAAGCGCAGCGAUGAAUACUUCCUGCUAUGUAUAAUAGAUGGCAGUGGGGGGAUAGUGGGCACGGGAGCCUUGGUCGUGGAGAGGAAAUUCAUCCAUUCGUUAGGGCUCGUCGGCCACAUUGAAGACAUUGCGGUCGCGAAAGAUCAACAGGGCAAGAAGUUGGGUUUGCGAAUCAUUCAGGCGUUGGAUCACAUUGCAGAGCAAGUUGGAUGCUACAAGGUCAUCCUCGAUUGUUCGGAAGCCAACGAAGGAUUCUACAUUAAGUGCGGUUACAAGCGAGCAGGCCUCGAAAUGGCCCAUUAUUUCCAAGCGCCCAAGAGUAAUGCAUAG